This is a messenger RNA of Phalacrocorax carbo (great cormorant), 1779 nucleotides long. Lineage: Eukaryota; Metazoa; Chordata; Aves; Suliformes; Phalacrocoracidae. The record is from RefSeq and is a predicted model, not a curated record.
CUCCCCCCGUUCUUGCAGGUGCUCUUUGUGUUUAGGUGAACCUACAGUUCAGGUAGGUUACACGCCAUGGAUCGUGUUUCCUUAGCGUUAGCGUGGCAAUGAGAGUGAAGAGUGUAUGGACAGUUCUGCAUGUGUGAAAGGUACGCUCCUGAAAAACUUCAGAGAUGUGGCGCUUUCAUUCCUAACACUGAAGACCUCCCUCUUCCUCCCUGUGGACCAGCUACUGGCUGGAACCCAACACAGCACACUCCUAUCUCUGCACUUAACAUUUCAUUGCGGUUUUAUGUACUUUCUGGCUCGAGUCCAAAAACAAAACAAAUUUUUAAAAAACUCAAUUAAAAGCAACAAGUGCUAUUUAGCACUUGCUGCUGCUGCUUUGUGUUGCUCUGUGGUGUCACGGCAGCGCAGCAGGGGCGUCAUAGCGAUGUUUGGGAAUGUUUUCCCUUGGCAUUGUCAGUUGGUCACUUCCUUUCGGCUGGCUGGCUGGCAGGUCAGUCUAGCUGCUGAGGUAGAUGGCUUCGACUGAAAAACUUACUCAAACUGAGAAAAAAUAAUUUGAAAUGGAGCCUUCCUCAUCAGAAGCUUCAUGUGGUUCUGACCUGGACGAGGGAGUUGAUUCGUCAGACUCGACUUCUCGCUGUCCACUGUGUGACAAAAGCGCAACUAGUGAUGCUGCCUUUGGAUGUCCAGUACAAGAAAGGUCUUUACAAGCUUUGACCAAGCAACCCCGGUCAAAAGAGAGUGUCUGAAUUCAUCUGAGGAGAGCUCUGGCAAAGGCGAUGCCUCUACAAGCUUCCACUUUCUGAAGAAGCUCUGGCACGUUGUUGAAAGCGGCCACUUUGAGUCCAUUUGGUGGGGGGACAACGGAGAGUGUGUAGCGAUUCGUGAAGAAUUGUUUGAAAAGGAAGUACUAGCAAGGAGAGGAUGUUGGAGAAUUUUUGAAAGCAAGAGCAUGGAAAGCUUCACUCAUUGCCUCCAGCUGCACGGAUUCACCAGAAAGCUGUGGGAUUUUCCAAAACUGGGCUCGUGCUAUGACCUGCUAAUGGAAGAAACAGCUAGGGAGUUUCAUUUCUACUCCAACCCAAAUUUUAGAAGACGUUUUCCACAUCUGCUAAUGAAGUAUGAGCAAAGCUGUGGUCCAAAACAUCAAACACCAGCAGGACUUUCACCAGGCACACGCUUGCACGUGCGCUGCCGGAGUAGAAAACCAGCGGUUGAGCCUGCGUGGGAAACCACUUCUGAGGGGGAGAACGGUCCGCGCUCAGCAGGUGCAAAGGGGAACACGCACACCUCUGCACGCCGGAGGACCGCACCUGCCAAGCGACGUGCCAGGGCAGCUACCCGAGCCAGACGUGCCUCUGCGCCUGCACGCACCGCUGCUCUGACCAAUUCAGCGGGAGGCAGGGAGCAGCCGCGUCCUCUGGCCCCCUCCCUUCGGCCGCAGCACAGCAGCCCCGGCGCGGCUGGCGGCCUCAGUGCCGCUUCUGCUGCCCCUUCACCAGGUUGCACCACGCUGGCCGUGCCCAGCAACCCCUUUCCACCAGGGCUGCCACCCCGCACCUCUCUGGCUGCGCUGGCACCAGCUGCUGCUCCAUCUGCCAAGGCCACCUCAGGGCCAAGCUCUGCCACACGACUGGCACGCGUGGGCCCAGCGGCAGAGCUGCAGGCAAUGGCCUUGGACCCCAACCCAGGGCAUGCUAGGUACCUUCUACAGGUUGUGUAGUCCAAGGCAAUAGGGUCUCUUAAGGGUUCCAAUAAACUACCUGAAUACAAAGCCUC